AUGGGCGGCCUGCGAUUGCAGAUGAGUUGGCAGCCGAGUUUGUUGAGCCAGGAAAGGAAGAAUGGACCGCCAUUAGGGCUGAGGAACCUCGGUAACACUUGCUACCUCAACAGCGUCCUCCAGUGCCUCACUUACACCCCUCCUCUCGCCAAUUUCUGCCUCGGUUUAGAGCACUCAUCUCGCUGUGAUUCAGUUUCCAACGGGCAGCUUAAGCGGGAAUGCCCCUUUUGUAUACUUGAGAAAAGGAUAGUCCGCUCUCUGAGCUUGGGCCGCAACCUUGAUGCCCCGGCCAAGAUCCUGAGUUGUCUCAGGAUUUAUGCAGAGCAUUUUCGAAGUGGCCGACAGGAAGACGCCCACGAAUUCCUGCGAUAUGUCAUCGAUGCAUGCCACAACACCUGUUUGCGUCUUAAGAAGCUGUCGCGGAAGGGCAUCGACCCUGCUAGCGGAAGUACUGUUGUUAAGGAUAUAUUCGGGGGUGCCCUGCAGAGCCAAGUGAAGUGCUUGUCUUGUCAUGCCGAGUCCAAUAAGGUCGAUGAGAUUAUGGACAUUAGUCUCGACAUUUUGCACAGUGGAUCGCUUUUAGAGGCCAUGCAAAAGUUUUUCCAGCCAGAGAUUUUGGAUGGCAACAAUAAGUACAGAUGUGAAAGUUGUAAGAAAUUGGUGGCAGCAAGGAAGCAAAUGUCAAUAAGUCAAGCACCGAAUAUCCUUGUUAUCCAACUCAAGAGAUUUGAGGGCAUAUUUGGCGGGAAGAUUGAUAGGACUAUAGCAUUUGAAGAAGUCUUGGUACUUUCACGCUUCAUGUGCAAGUCGAGCCAGGAUCCUCAGCCAGAAUAUAGUCUCUUUGGUACAAUAGUGCAUUCAGGAUUCUCUCCCGACUCUGGACAUUACUACGCUUAUAUUAAGGAUGCAAUGGGCCGGUGGUAUUGCUGCAAUGACUCUUUUGUCACCAUGUCAAACUUAGAGGAGGUCUUGUCAGAGAAUGUAUAUAUUCUUUUCUUCUCUCGAACUAAUCCAAAGCCAGUACAUACAAAGCCUCCGUUUGCUUCGAAUGGAGUCCAUUCGUGUCACCCGAAUGGCAGCGCAGCCUCUAAAAGUACUUCAAAUGGAGUCCAUUCGUGUCACCCGAAUGGCAGCGCAGCCUCUAAAAGUACUUCACAGGGAGUCCAUUCGUGUCACCCGAAUGGCAGCGCAGCCUCUAAAAGUACUUCAAAUGGAGUCCAUUCGUGUCACCCGAAUGGCAGCGCAGCCUCUAAAAGUACUUCAAAUGGAGUCCAUUCGUGUCACCCGAAUGGCAGCGCAGCCUCUAAAAGUACUUCAAAUGGAGUCCAUUCGUGUCACCCGAAUGGCAGCGCAGCCUCUAAAAGUACUUCAAAUGGAGUCCAUUCGUGUCACUCGAAUGGCAGCGCAGCCUCUAAAAGUACUAAGGAGGCUCUUCCCCCAAAACCAUUUUCUUCAAAGCCACUGGUUUCUGGGAAGGAUGUUCCAGGCAGAUCUAAGGUUGACAAAGUCACUUCUGUUACACCAAUAAAGUUCAAUAUUACUGGUAACUCUGUUUCUAAGAUGGUUCCUCAAAUUAGCAAUGGGAGGGUUGAGGUUCAUACUAAAGCAAAUGGGGUAGCUAAUGGUACUUCAGGAGGCAAACUUCAAAUGGGUAAACUUGGCAAAGAGCCAAAGUCAUCAGUACUCGAGAAUGGUUCCAGACACAGAGCAAAAGAUAAUGCUGUCAAUGGUGAGUCUUACCAUCCACAUGCAGUUGCUAGUGAAAAUAAAAGCUCUGAAAAUGGCGCUGUUAGUUCUGUGAAGCCGCUUGCCUGCAAGAGCAAUGGCCUAAUACACAAGGAAACGGCAGAGUCAAGACCUGCACACCAUGAAGCUGCAAAUGGUGCCUCAGAAUCCCAUGUUGUUUCCAGGUCCAAGAGAAAACUGAACGUGGAGUCCAGUGCUUUGUUUGCUCUAGAUGAUGAAUCGAGAGCCAAGGUCGAUGAGCUGAAGGAACUACUCAAGCAAGAAGCAUCUGCAUUUUUACGAUCAUCUGAUUGGUCCAAUGAGGUAUACACCCACAUGUGUUCCAAGAAGAGAUUAUGUGCUAAAGAAGCAGGAACCACCCGUAGUAGCGCACACGACUUAAAGGGCAUGUUGAUCACCGAUGCUAAGCGGAAGUUCAUUCCAAGGAUCCCUGCAAAAUUGAGAGGAAAUCUAGUCAAACGACUCCAGUCAUUUAGCGAACAGAACUGA
Molecule: messenger RNA, 2235 nt
Organism: Linum trigynum
Lineage: Eukaryota; Viridiplantae; Streptophyta; Magnoliopsida; Malpighiales; Linaceae
Source: the annotation of a GenBank genome assembly